GGGGAAAGGAUGAGUUUAUUGCAUUGUUUUUUUUAAGUGAAUACUGCAAAAUAAUAACUAAUUUUAAUUACGUUUACAUUUCACAUUAACUGCUUUAGUGUUAAAAAGUGUACCCAUAGUUUUUACUACAAAUGAAGUGUGAAUCUCAGACUGGACCCUUCCCCCGCGCCAACUGAAACCCUUUAGAAUUUAGGAAAUGUUUUGAUCCACCUUUUAACUCAGCCCGGCCCACGGUUUACUCGUCUUCUUCUUCUUACCCCCAAAUCCAACCACCGUCACUGCAACUGCACUUUGUACUUCCUUCGCCGCCGCCGCCACCACCACCUCGAAGAAAGUUUCUUUUUGAGGUUUGACCCCCUCUUUCCCUUUUCCGAUUCUCAGCCGCACUUUCGACAGUCUGGCGGUUGAUAUUCCUCCGCACUACUCUGGCGGAGACGGAUACGACGUAGUAUUAGGAUACUGUCAGUCUCUUUUGUCGAACUGUCUCGCUAAAUCCUGAAGUCAAAGUAGCUCGCGGACUUCUUCUCGGCGUAAUUGUGGGCUAAUUGGAUAAUGGCGUCGAAAUUCGGGUUGGCGGGUGGUAUUCCGGAGCGUCGGGUUCGUCCAGUAUGGGACGCCAUUGAUUCUCGCCAGUACAAGAAUGCCCUCAAGCACUGUACUACUCUACUCUCCAAAUAUCCCAAUUCUCCUUAUGCUCUCGCACUUAAGGCUCUCAUUCUGGAAAGGAUGGGUAAGGCAGAGGAAGCACUUUCAAUUUGUAUGAGCGCCAAAGACCUAUUAUACGCGAAUGAAUCCGUUCUGGUUGAUGAUCUUACACUGAGCACCUUGCAAAUUGUUUUCAAUCGUCUUGAUCACUUGGAAUUGGCUACCAGUUGCUAUGAACAUGCAUGUAGCAAAUUUCCCAACAAUUUAGAAUUGAUGAUGGGCCUUUUCAAUUGUUACGUUCGUGAGUACUCAUUUGUGAAGCAGCAACAGAUGGCUAUCAAAAUGUACAAGGUUGUUGGUGAAGAAAGGUUCUUGCUUUGGGCCGUUUGCAGCAUCCAGUUGCAGGUUUUUUGUGGCAAUGGGGGAGAGAAGCUACUAGCUUUGGCUGAAGGUUUGCUUAAAAAGCAUAUUGCGACGCACAGUUUGCAUGAACCGGAAGCGGCUAUUGUGUACAUUUCCUUACUGGAACAACAAUCCAAGUUUACCGAUGCAUUAGAAAUUCUUACUGGAAAGUUGGGGUCUCUAAUAAUGAUUGAAGUUGAUAAGCUACGUCUACAGGGACGGCUUCUUGCUAGGGCAGGAAAUUAUGCUGCUGCAGCUGAUAUUUUUCAGAAGGUGUUAGAACUAUGCCCUGAUGAUUGGGAAUAUUUCUUGCAUUAUCUUGGCUGUCUAUUAGAUGAUGGAAGUAGCUUGUGCCUGGAUACGGGAGGCAGCCAAAUCAGUCCUCUGAAGCUUGUGGACAAAUCGAAUUCACAGUUAUCGGAUGAAGUGCUUGAAUCCCGUGUCUCCGGUGCCUCAAAUUUUGUACAAAAGUUACUCUCUGAAGUAAAUAAUUCUUCCAUAAGAGGGCCAUGCUUGGCAAGUCUUGAAAUUGAGAGAAGGAAACUUUUGUAUGGAAAGGGGGAUCCCGACAAGUUAGUUCAAGGGCUAUUGGAGUAUUUCUCUAGGUUUGGUCAUUUGGCUUGUUGUACCGCGGAUGUUGAAUCUUUUCUGCCGGUUUUGGAUCAGCAUAUCAAAAGUGAGUUCUUGGAGAAGUUGAAAGGAUGUAAACCUUUGAGUAGCUCACCAACGAAGAUUCUGGGUCAAGCCAUUACAACGUUUAAAAUUGAAAACUUAAUUGGGAACAAGUUCUCGCUCCCUUUGCCUGAACUUGAGAGUGAAGCCAUACAAAUGGUUGAUAUGUUCUGUAAAAGUCUCCCGCUGUCUAAAGAUUUAGAUAUUCAAGAGAAUAUGCACGGCGAAGAGCUUCUACCUUUGGCUUGCAAUCUGUUGGUGCAGCUUUUCUGGAGGACGAGGAAUAUUGGAUAUCUGCUGGAGUCUAUAAUGAUUCUUGAGUUUGGCUUGACAAUUAGAAGACACGUUUCGCAGUAUAAGAUUUUGCUGGUUCACCUUUAUUCUUAUUGGGGUGCUCUUUCUGUUGCAUAUGACUGGUAUAAAUCUUUGGAUGUGAAAAAUAUUUUGCUGGAAACUGUAUCACAUCACAUCUUACCCCAAAUGUUGGCAUCUCCGCUUUGGCCAGAUUUGAAUAAUCUUCUGACCGACUACUUAAAAUUUAUGGACGAUCACCUUAGGGAAUCUGCAGAUCUCACAUUUUUGGCUUAUCGCCAUCGAAAUUAUUCCAAGGUGAUUGAAUUCGUUCAAUUUAAAGAACGUUUACAGCGAUCAAACCAAUAUCUGCUUGCAAAAAUAGAAGCACCAAUCUUACAGUUGAAGGAGAAUGCUGAUAGCAUCCAAGAAGAGGAGCGUAUCCUGGAGAGCUUGAAAGGCGGAGAACAUUUUGCAGUUCUCUCCAAUGAGAUUGGAAGUAAAUCUCUAACCUUCAAUGAAGAUUUGCAGCUACGACCUUGGUGGACACCUACCAUUGAUAAAAAUUAUCUAUUAGGGCCAUUUGAAGGAGUAUCCUAUUACCCCAAGGAGAAUCUGAUUAAGAAAACGGAAGCAAAUGUGUUGAGAAACAUUGAGAAGAGAUCUCUUCUUCCACGGAUGAUUUACCUGUCUCUCCAUUGUGCAUCAUUAUCUGUGAAGGAACAUACUGAAGCCAAUGGUUCGAUACUUGACCCGAAAUUGUCAUCAGAGCUAAAAUAUCUGCUUGAGCGCUAUGCCAGUAUCUUAGGGUUUGCCUUCCAGGAUGCAAUAGAACUGGUUUUGGGGGUUUCAAGCGGACAUCAUUCUCUUGAGGUUCUGAGCUCUGAUAUGGUUGACUGGAUGAAUUUUGUUGUGUUUUUAAAUGCCUGGAGUCUGAACUCUAAUGGGAUAGAGGGUCCAAAUAAAGAUUAUAAAGGGUCUAUCAAUUGGCAUGUCGUGAAUUCAUUGCUGAAGAACUGUAUUCUCCAUAAAGUGACAGCCACGGGAGCACUUGUCUCUUCUCCUGGCGGUGACCUUCCGUUGCUGGUGCAGUUGGUAUCUGAACCCUUGGCUUGGCAUAGUUUAAUAAUUCAGUCUUGUGUCCGCUCAUUUCCCCCUACUGGAAAGAAGAAGAAGAAAGGUGGAGUGUCAGAACAGAUAAACAAUCAUAAAUCUCAUGAUUUAUCAGAUUCCAUCCAGAAUUUAUGUGAUAUAUUAAAGGAGGUCAUACAGUGGAUAAGUCAGCAAAUCAGUAAGCCUGAUGAUUCAAAAUUUGGAACCGUGUUUUCCACACUCCAGGUUAAUUGCAAAAGCGAAGGCUUAGACAAUGUUAUCUCAUCAAUGAGUGUUAUGGAUUUGGGUGAUCAGGGUAAAGCUGGAAGUGAAGGGCCCGGAAAACUUAUCCAUAUCUUGGACAAUGUGAUUUCAUCAAUGAAUGAUAUAGAUUUGGGUGAUCGAAUCUCUAAAGCAUUGCAGUCUUGGAGUGCAGCCGAUAUAGUGAGGAAGGUUAUCGGGGGGCAAAGAACUUCACUGUCUGAGUUGCUAAAGAUUUGUGAAUCAAAAGUAAAAUCUCUGCAGGCAUUGAAGGUGCAUUUGUAGAGAUUGUUGAUAUUGGAUCAUAUUUUUUUUCAUGUCUUGUUUGGGAAGAUUUGUUAUUGCUGUUGGAUGAGUUUACACCACGGAAAUUUUGUAACUUUUCUAUAAGUUUUCUUUUGCAUUUAGGGUUUUUGUUUUGUUUUUUAUACCCAAUGUACACACGUAUACCAAUGUUAUUCAUUUGUGAGCUUUAACAGGUCUUGUAACGAUGAAUCUUGGCAUAAAUUUUCGAGUGCAUUAAUUGAUUUCCAUUUUUGUUUUCUUAUCUUCAGAAAGCGUUUUUCUCA
This is a messenger RNA of Oldenlandia corymbosa var. corymbosa, 3932 nucleotides long. The record is from the annotation of a GenBank genome assembly. NCBI's taxonomy places the organism in Eukaryota, Viridiplantae, Streptophyta, Magnoliopsida, Gentianales, Rubiaceae.